Girardinichthys multiradiatus is the source of this 3289-nucleotide messenger RNA. RefSeq names its product anosmin-1 (gene anos1). Gene Ontology annotation, cellular component: cell surface; extracellular region. Gene Ontology annotation, biological process: neuron differentiation. Gene Ontology annotation, molecular function: peptidase inhibitor activity; protein binding. Bases 85 to 2097 code for a protein of 670 amino acids. The transcript has 14 exons. The record is from RefSeq and is a predicted model, not a curated record. NCBI's taxonomy places the organism in Eukaryota, Metazoa, Chordata, Actinopteri, Cyprinodontiformes, Goodeidae.
UUUCUCCGGCGGAGCUCGCGCAGCAGUGUUGUCUGAGCUCGUGGAGGCAUUAAAAAGGCAGCAGCAGCAGCGACAGCAGCGACGAUGUUUACCGGGAGCACGAGCGCAUGUGUGACGCUGUGUUUGUGGAUUACGGUGCUGACGAGCGUCUCUGCUAGGAAGCAGGACGACUCCUUCUUCACCGCCAGUGUUUACCGAGCGAGAUGCGCCUCGAGGUGCCUCAGCCUGCACAUCACUCGCAUCUCCGCGUUCUUCAAGCACUCCCAGAAUAAUGGCUCCUUGGUGUGGUGCCAGAAUCACAAGCAGUGCUCCAAGUGUCUGGAGCCCUGCAAGGAAUCCUGGGACCUGAAGGAAAACCAGUGCCAAGAUUUAUGCGAGCCCCUUUUCCCCAAGAAGCACUACGAGUGUCUUACAAGCUGUGAGUUCUUGAAGUCCGUUGAGGGGGUGAAGCAAGGCGACUGCCCUGCCCCCGAGAAGGCCAGUGGCUUUGCCGCAGCCUGUGUAGAGAGCUGUGAGGAAGAUGGAGAGUGCUCAACGGUCAAAAGGUGCUGUAGCAACGGCUGUGGUCACACCUGCCAGGUGCCCAAGAAUCUCUACAAAGGAGUCCCUCUGAAACCAAGGAAGGAUCUGGUGUUCCUGGAGCAGCCUUCGGGUCAGCUAGAGAUCCGCUGGUCGUCCAAGUUUAAUAUCUCAGUCGAGCCGGUCCUCUACGUUGUGCAGCGCCGCUGGAACUACGGCAUCCAUCCCAGCGAGGAUGAUGCCACCGAAUGGCAAACAGUGGCUCAGACCGCAGAGGAGCGCAUCCAACUGGCCGACAUCAGAGCCAGCAGAUGGUACCAGUUCAGAGUUGCAGCCGUCAACGUGCACGGGACCCGCGGCUUCACGGCGCCCAGCAAACACUUCCGCUCUUCCAGAGACCCUUCAGCACCUCCCAGCCCAACUAAUCUGCGUGUCACCAACGUGACUUUGACUGACGAAGGCCUGGUGACGGUUCAUCUCAACUGGAGCUUGCCUGAGGAGCCUGAUAUUCCCAUUCAUCACUACAAAGUGUUCUGGAGCUGGACUGUGCCCUCAAAGUCGAUGGUUCCAUCCAAGAAGAAGAGGAGGAAGACCACCAAUGGGGCUCAAAACUGGGUGGAUCUGGAGGGACUGCAACAAAACAGCAGUUAUACUGUCGAGCUGCAGGCUGUCACAUACUGGGGACAGGUGCGCCUGAAGAGCUCCAAGGCAUCUCUCCACUUCAGUACCUCUCAGAAUAAUGAAUCAGCAAAAUCUACACUCAAGUCCAAGAAGGAGGAGAUCUCCCCUCUGGGCUCAACACUGACCAAACGCCCCUCUGGGCCUCUGGAAGUGGGCACACCCUUCUACCAGGAUGGUCAGCUCCAGGUCCGAGUCUACUGGAAGAAACGGGGAGACCCCACGGUGAGUCGCUACCAUGUCCAGUGGAUGCCUGAGUACUGCAGCCACAACGAGACCCGAGGCCCAGAGAAAUCAGUCACACAGGAAAACUACAUCAACCUCCCCGGUCUGCUGUUCUCCUGCAAGUACAAAGUUAACGUUCAUUUGCUAAAGUCCAAGAGGCGCUCCAAGGACGAAAGCACCACCUUCUUCACCCCAUCCUGUGCUACCAUCCGGAGCAAGACCCACAAACACAUCCCCUGCCCAGGGGAGGGAGCUUCAGUGCUUCCAAAGGUUCUGGCUAAGCCAGAAAAUCUGACGGCCUCCUUCUCAAUGAAUGACGGAAACAUUACCGGCAGCUUCCUGUGGCGUGUGUCCAGGGUGGCUCCUCACCAGCGGAUCACAGGCUUCCAGGUCACCUGGGCGGAGAUCAACACUGAGAGCCGGCAAAACAGUCUGCCCAAUAGCAUCAUAUCCCAGUCUCAGAUCCUGCCUCCAGACCAUAAUCUGCUUGUUGUAUCCAACUUGCGGCCGUCUACCUACUACAGACUGGAGGUGCAGGUCAUAACAACUGGAGGAGAAGGACCUGCCACUGUCAAGACCUUUCAGACCCCAAAUAUACAACCAGUGGCACAACACCGACCCAGACUCCGGCAGCACCACUCUCAUCACCAGAAGCCACCAUUAGACAAACACUAAGUUUGCACAUCAAGGCAAACCCAACUUGUCCAGGAGAAGUACCUGUGAGUCUCUGUUCCUGUCAGCUAGGAAAGGAAUGUGUGGAACCUAACAGAAACUCAGCGCACCGGACCAUGAAGUGGACCACCCCCCUGCACUCCCUCAGCUCAUGAAAAAUGAGUCUAUCUUCUCCAGGCUCCAGGCUCCAACAACGCAUCAGCUCCCCCCCCCCCCUCUCUUCACUUAGAUGUUACCGGAUGGGUUUGUGUGUGUACAGUGACAUUUUAAACUACAAGGUUUCAUAUUCUAUGCUGGUUAAAGCACAACCCCUCCUUCCUCAUCUCAGCUCAUUUCAGACUUAAAAGGAAGUGAUGAAAUUCCCGGUUAAAUAUUUACCAAAAUUAGUUUUUGAUCCAGCUGUCACUGUGCACAAAAAAAGCGACCUUUGAUUGGAUUUGAUAAACAUGUGGUUGAAAGCAACACAAUUUCUCUGGGACUUAGCCUGAUGAGAAUUGGAUGGUUGGGAAAUGUCAGAAUAUUUGCUUAUCCAUGAAGAAAGAAAACGUAGAACUUAAUCUAUUUAUUUUAUUUUUACCCAUUAAAGAGGCGCUUAGACAUGCAGUCUGUACUGAUGGAUGAUGUAACUAAAGUCCUUAUUGUCUAACCCAGAAUAUCUCACGUAGUAUGUUGCAUGUAGUCCAUUUGAUUUUGAUUGAGCUGUAAAUGAAUUACUUGCUUCAAAUUGAAAGCUCAUAAUGUUUUUUUUUUUUUUUUUGCAUGACAACUGUUAGCAUCCUGUUGGCAUGAAAUAAUGUCUCUGUGUUACCUCUUUUCAGUAUGUUAGCAAUAUUUCAUUAACAGAUUAACAAAUAAUUAUACUGAAAGUAAUAUUUCAUGUUUAUUAAUGAAAUUAUAACGUGUGGAGAUGAAUUGUACAUGUUCUUGGCUGUAGAAAUAUUUGUCUUGGAGCAGUCAGUCAGUGUCUAUAUUUAUUUAUGUGAGUAUUACGUUUGCUUUUUGAUGUGUGAAUGUGUUUGGUUUUGUUUGUGUGCUGUAGUCUCAGUUUUUUAAAAGUGAUAAAAAAUAUUGACAAAAAAAAUCUUGUAAAGACAUUUUGUAAAAAAGGAUUUGUAAAUACAGUCUUAUGUUACAUGUUAUUUUUCCAUGCUAGAACCUGUACAAACUGCUAAGUAAUAAAAUAACUCCUAACCUG